Molecule: messenger RNA, 1779 nt
Organism: Siniperca chuatsi (mandarin fish)
Lineage: Eukaryota; Metazoa; Chordata; Actinopteri; Centrarchiformes; Sinipercidae
Gene: rwdd3
Product: RWD domain containing 3
Exons: 5
Coding region: 144-827 (227 amino acids)
Biological process (GO): positive regulation of hypoxia-inducible factor-1alpha signaling pathway; positive regulation of protein sumoylation
Molecular function (GO): protein binding
Source: RefSeq, a predicted model, not a curated record
GACGACAAGGAGGUUCGGACAUGUGUGUACAUACAUACAUACAUCCACUGAAAAAUGACAGCAAAUAACAUAAUGUUUGGCGAUAUGUCGCUUGUUUAAAGCUGUUAUGGAGACGCGAACGACAUGAUGUUGAUUCAUGAAUAAUGUCCGAAGCUGCUGUUGAGGAAGUUUCCGUUUUAUCGUCCAUUUACUGCGGAGAAGGAGAGUUCCAGCUCAUCCAGCAGUCUGCUCAGGAUGGGCUUGUUGUCCAAAUCAACAGCACUGUUGGAGGAGAAAGAGGACUGGACAUCAGUCUGUUGUUCCAUCUGCACCCCCGCUACCCUUCCUGCCCCCCCGGCAUCUCUGUCUCUUCCACUGCUCUUUCUAGGACUCAGUGUCACAACAUCAGACAGAAGCUGCUGGAUCAAGCUGCAGCCUUACCACCAGAACCAAUAGUUCAUCAGUUAGUGGAGUGGUUACAGUGUGUGCAGAUUGCAGAGGACUACAGAGGAGGUGAGGAGGAGGUGAAAGAGAGAGAAAAAGAGGAGGAGUGGACUGCAGUGCUGUUGUUGGACCACAUCCGAGCUCAAAACCGUUACAUCGGACUGCUGGAGCGCUGGACCCAGCAGCUGCAGCUCACUGGGAGAUUAUUACUGGGACGAAGUAUACUGGUUAUUCUGCAGGGAGCGAGACCCAACAUCAAGGAGUUUUGUUGCCUUUUGAAGACAGUGAAGGUGGAUGUGGAUUCUUCAGGCAAGAAAUGCAAAGAGAGGAUGAUGAAGGUUCUCAUUGAAACCCUUUUGUCUUCCUCCUGUGGACAUGGGUAUGGAUCACAGACACGUGACUGAUUCUCCAGGGUUUUGUAGUGAAGAACUACCAGUCAUUACCAGAGCUGACCGCGGCCUUCCAGGAAAUCAACAUGACUGAGCUUUACCAGCAGAUCCUGCCAUCAUUAAGUGACUGACAGCACACAGGUUACCAAGUCACGGAGCUCCCCUGGGGUCAGCUGAGAAAAAAAAGAGCCAUGUGUAAAUCUGUACUCUGUUUGCAAACUGUGCGCACGGAGUGGCACAAGACCUCUUUCUUCAGAGAACAAGGAAUGGAGCAUUUCGACGGCGACCACAUCCAGUUUCCAGAUUAUUUCAUUUAUAUAUAGGCCUAGCACUUUAAAAAGCACAAAUAUUGUGUUUUACAUUGGAUGUUUCGCAGCUUUCAUUGUGUAACACUGAAUUGAACACUGUCGAAAUGCUCCAUUUCUUGUUCUCUUAAAGAAAGAAGUCGUUUUCAAAUCUGUGGGCAGAUUAUGAAUCUGAGAGCACGAUUUUAAAAAACUGUGCACAGAUUUGUAAACCGAGAGUCCAGAAAUAAACAUGGCUCCUUUUUUUCUUUCUCAGCUGACCCCAGGGGGUUCCGUACCACGGUGAGCAGAUCAGUAAACUGAGAAGAUUCUUGACAAGAUUCAGACUGAGAAACAGCUGCACACAGGAAGAGCUGACAGCCCAGGAUUACAAAUUAAACGUAAAUCUUAAAAGCCUCCUCCCAACUACAACACAACACUAACUGUGCUGUAGCAUCGGCUCAACAACAAACACAAAGGGACUGAUGGUGCUAACACAAAAGACAACAAGUAUGCCUUUUCAUAAAAAAGCAGGGUUUCAUUAUUGCUGAUGUGUAUUUGGAUGCAUGAUUUCAUUUUCACUGAUGGACUGAAAAUGGAUUAACACACCAGACAUAAUUCUGUUGUUAUUUGUGGUUACUGUAUGUGCAAGUAUUGUACCAAUAAAGCUCUUUUGAGUUGUU